UGGUAUCCAAACACGUCCGUAAGUGUGUGUACAGAACAACGCGGCUUGUACACCAGUGUGGUGUGUGAAGUUUUGUGCUGCCUCGUUGGGUUCGUUAUCUAUUCACUCGUUUUAUUUUUGGAGAAAUGGUGUUCAUAAAGGACUUGUGAUCUUGAAGGAAUUAUAUUUUUGGUGAGUUUCUUUCAAAUUCAAACCCGUCUGUAUUGCAAACGUUCAGGUGAUCCUGUGUUACGUAGUUUACUAGGGGCUAGGCCGCAUUGGUGAUAUCCCACGACCACUAAGUUUGUUGCAGAGAGGGCCUGAAUUGAGGAUUGACGUACCCACUUACUACUACUGAAACAGGCCUAGACUUAGGCCCUAUGUGACAAAUACAACCAGUAGAGAUUGUUUUCGCCCAGUUACUUUGGAUAUAAUAUUUUUCAAGGAUGGAUAUUCACUCUGCCGUUCGUCGUUUUUGGAUUCCUGUUUGCCUGAUACUUUUUGGAUUAUCUUGUGUUGCUGUCAAUACGCAAACUGCAUUUUUGAAGGAGCCACAAACUGAAAUAGUGGACCAAGGAACAAAUCAUGUAUUGGAAUGUAGCGUCAAUAAAACCUAUGUUAUUGGGUUGUUAUCAGUUUAUUGGUUAAGACAGGACGUAGUCAUCGCCGAGCGUACGUUAAUUGAAAAAGAAGCAUUAAAGGAAUUUGUUGGUGACGAUGAAGAUCAAUUGAAUCGGUAUACAAUUGCGAAAACUGAACAAGGUAAUAUUGCCAAUUAUGAACUUCACAUUGACAGGACACAGGGUGUGGACUCUGGUGAUUACAAAUGUGUAAUUUGUGAGCACUCAUCGUUGUCAUUUGACUGUUUAAAAAUUACUGAACAUCAAUCACAAGUAGCAACAUUUACUGUAAGAUACACACCGUCUGUGCCGGAAUACCCGCAGUGUACCGGACUGGACACUCAGGUGUCUGUCAACACUGACGUUGAAGUAACAUGCACAUCACAGAUUGGUGAGCCUAAAGUUGAGUUGAAAUGGAAAAACAAUGGUGUUGAGGUCAGUUCCGUAACAGAAAGAGAAGACUUGGAGAAAAAAAUGAUUUAUCUCAUGUACUCGUUUACAGCAACACUUGCCAGUUCAGGAAUUGUGUUAAGUUGUUCAUCAAGUAGCUCAUAUUUUCCAUCGUAUUCUGGAUCCUGUAGCUUUAAUCCACUUGUUGUUGUUGACAUGCCAGUUGUUACUGUGACCUCAGGAGCUACGGAAUACGAAGAGGGAACACAGGCUAAUUUUACUUGUGCGGCAUCAAGUGCAACACAGAUAACAAACUUUGAUUGGACUGUCGGUAAUAUACCAAGCAGUAGGUAUACACAGGUUGAUUUAGAAACAAAGUCUAUCUUAACAAUCGCGUCAGUGCAACUGAGUGACCACCGGUCAGUCAUUAAGUGUGUUGUGACCAAUAGCCAGGGUCAAAAUGGCCAGGAUCAGGUGAUCAUGGACGUCGUAGGUGGGCCUACAGGAAUCAUUCCAACAAGUAGGAAUGACCCGUCUACUACAAAAGCAUUGACAACUAAGGAAAUAAUAGUUAUCACAACAUCUGAGCCAGGAGGAAGUGGUGGAAAUAUUGGUGCUGCAGUUGGUGGCGCUGUUGCAGGUUUUGUUAUCGUUCUCUUGUUAAUAUUGAUUGUUUUAUAUUGUUACAAGCAAAGAAAUACUAAGAAUAGAAAAGAGAAGGAAAUAGUAUCUAUCGGUGCACCACAAAAUGGGUUAAGUAACCAUGUGCCCACAAAAAAGAUUGAGUAUGAAGAUGAUGAUGUGAAAAAGGAACCCCUCCCUGCCUCUGAGCCAGAUGUGGUUCCAAGGCAACACAAUGGUAACCAUGAUCCACGCAGUUGGUGGCGUGAAUCCAUGCCGGGAGAUUCUUAUCGCAAAGAUGACAAUGAAUAUCCAACUAUUAAACGUAUGCAGAUGCCUUUUACUCAACGCCAACCAUCUUUGGAAAAUCUGCAAGAGCGAGUUGAGAUGGAUAAUUAUCGUAGCGGCUCUAACGAUUAUGACGAUCGCCAAUCAGAAAGUUAUCGCGAGGCUCCAACUGAUGGUCGCUACGAUUACAAUCCUUCACCAAGUGUUCACGGUAGUGACAUGGGCUCCCAUCCACCAAUGAAUCAGUAUAAUGAUUAUCACAACCCACAGUUUGAUCACCCAGAUAGCUACCAUCGCCCUCCAUCGGUGGAUCAUUACAGUGACUAUAAUUAUCCCCAGGAAGACCCUCGAUUACAUCAUUCCCGUUCCCCUGUGAAUUAUGGUCCACCACCUCAAGAAAGAUAUGACAAUUAUAGGGAUUAUGGUAGCUAUGAUCGUAGGACCCCUGGCAAUGGUUAUGGCCACAGGCCAGGAAUUGAUAACCCAAGCUAUAGGGGAGAAAUGUACCAAGAUAAUGAUAUUUAUGAACGCAAUCCAAAUUACCCAGUGAAUUACGAUCCUGGCUACUCUGAGGACGGCUCGGUGUUCAGUGGUAGUACAGAUAGGUAUUAUGAUCACGACCCACGAAUGGAAGAAGCUCGUUCUCCUCCAUUUUACCCUGAUAAUAAUGGUUAUGCCUCAUCAGAUCGCCCCAUUAGUCCAUAUGCUGAUAUUCCACCAGGUCAGACUAAUAACUCUAGUGAUGUUUUAUACAUGCAAGGACAUGAUGUUGAUACGUCUGAUCCCAGCUAUGUUUAGAAUUAUGUUUUUUUUACAUAAUGGACCUAAUCUGGUCAGUAUGUUUGUGUUAUAAGCGCGUACUGUUCUAAAUUUCUCUUUUAAAUCCUGUUAAAUUACAUUUGAGCGACACUGCGGAAGUGUUUGUUUAAGUAUUAUUUAAAGUAAUUCUUACUCCAUUCUUGUGAAAUGAACAUCUACAUACACAUAGUUUCUCCAGUCAUGUGAUUUUUAAAUUUUAAACCAAAAAUUUGGCGGAAAAAUUACAAAUUUUCACUAUAAUUUUUGUUUAUAUUGUAUUGUCAUUCAGGAACAGAUUAAUACUGUGUUCUUCUUACUUUUAACACAUUGACUGCCAAUAGAGCUGUGCAUUGGUGUGUGCUAUAAGCUUUACAGUGCGUUUUUUAGGACCACACGCUGGAUUGGUGGCCGGUCAGCAUUGUGUGCGAGUGCUUAUCAUACUCAACGCCGUUCUGCUGACUGCCGAUUUUGUUCAGAAUUAUUAAAAAGAUGAGAAAACAAAAAAGUUUAAGCGUGACAAAAUUUUUUUACCGCAGCUCCAACCAGACCUUCCAUUUGUCAAGUUCCUUCCUGGGCCCCUCUGUUUCAAAUUCAUGGAUCCACCACUGGUGUCUAUUGCUGACACAGUGUGUUGUCUGCCUUAAUUGUUUUUAUAAACGAAGUUGGGACUGCACUAAAUGUUCUACAUUUUACUUGCACAAUCUUACAUGGCAACCAAUGUGUUAGAAAUUAAAUGUUAAUCAAGUAUCUGCCUUAAUAUGAACAUGUUUAACUGGUGCUAAGGUAAAUAUAAUCGCCAUACAGGUAACUAGUGACUGGAAAUUAAAUGUACAGGGUACAUUAAUGUAUUUGGCUAAAACUAGUCAGUUGAACUGUGAUUCUGAACAUUACAAUAUUCCGGUGUUUCGAACAAUGUUGCACUGACAUAUGGUGUUAAUAUCGGCUUUAAAGUUUUAUAUUCCAAGAAACUGUAUGCUCUUGUAAUUGUUAUAAAUAAUUACAAAAGCUUACAGUAUGCUUUUGUAAUUAUUAAGUAGUUUAAAUGAAUUACUAAGCUGAAACUUACAAAUAAUUAAAAUUCAAUUUUCCUUAUCUGAAUUUAUUGGUUUUUACAAGUUUCUUCCUGUUGCCGAGAUUAAAUCUUUGUAUAUUUGCAUUAUUGAUUAUAAAAAGUGUUUGUUCGUGUAGGCAUAAUUGAUAAUAUUAAGUUCAUCAAAGUGUUUUGUAUUAUUAGCAAUCAGAAUGGAGGGGGGUGGGCAGAACAAAAUAUUGAUAUUGUCAGAAACAGUUGACGAAAGUGUAAUGAAAUGUAAUAUAAUGUUAAAUCCUGUUUUUUUUGCUCAAUUAAUUUGGUUUCUACCAAUAAUUUCUAUUAUUAGUAUGUUAAAGAGAUUUAGGUCUUGAUGGAUUUGUUGAUUGAAUCAUUUCUUCAUUGAUUUUAGCUGAAGAUUUAGUUGAAUAAAGUCAAAGCUUAACAAUUCAUAACAUAAGUUUUUAUAUUAACCUAUCAACCCAAUGGUUAAACACCCACCAAGGUUUAAGAAUGUUCAUAUAAAUUAUUGAAAUUUAAUUUUGAUUUUUUUUGUAUCAAUUGAUCAAUUCGAUUGUAUUAUAUUGGUACAUUGUGUGUAUAUCGUUGUUUGUUUUUUUUUCAUAGCAACUAAAAGAUGUUUUUUUCUGAUAAAUCUCAUAUUAUCCUGUCAAUAUGGCUAGCUAUGAGACAUUUAGUCGUGAUUGAUUAACUGUAUGUCUCCAUGUAAUAUUUUAUGUUUAUAAUACUUCUAUGAGUUGAUAUUCAUUUUACUGCAGUAUUUAAUCAUAUUUCUAAGUAAUGUACCAUCUGUCAAGAGGACAUAGUUGUUAAUAUUUUGAACAAGAAUCAUUUUGUAAGUAAGUUUUGAAGAUGUAUAUUUCUAACUUUUUUUCAAUUGUAUUGCAAUUAUUUUUGUCAUACUAUACAGUACAUCAUCAUACUGUGUGUGUCUCUUUGUAAAUCUUCUUUCAAAAAGAUUACUGUCUAAAAACGUAACAUUAUUAUUAUGUAAAUACAGAUGUAGUGAUUUUGAUAUGCAAAACUUUUAAAAUCUUUCUUUUACAAUCAGUAUAGAGAUGGAUGGCAUUACAUUGUGUUUGGGCUACAGUCGUACAUUCCAUGGAAAGGUUCCAAGACCAAUCUCCUGUACAAUAUUACAGUAGUUGAAAGACUUCAUUUAUGAAGAGUUUUCAUUGUACAGAAAAUAUUUGUAAUAAUUUUGUCCAGAUGAAGGCUUAAUCUCUAUGCUGUACUAGGCCUUCCAGUUAUGACAUAUGACCCUUUCACGCACCAUGCCCAGUUAACCGAAACAUGAAAUCCAUCUCUAUAAAUAAUUGCUAUAUUUUUGAUAAAAUAUUGUAAGCUUUGUUGAAUUAGAUGAUAAAUUUAUCAGAUUAUGUAAAAUCUAUGGGAAGACUGCGAUUAAAAUGAAUUUACAAUAACUUUAAGACCAAUCGUAGUUGUAUUAUAUUGUGUACAUGUACAUAACAUAAACUUGUAUUUCUUAUCGCCAUGUUAAAAGAACUCUUGUACUUUGGUCAAGUAGGGUCGACGUGAAACAUUUAGCUGGAAUACGAGAAGUCUAGUCAAACAAUAAGAGAUUAACAGCUGAUAUUUUGGUGCUCUAUCAUCCCACCCAUCGUAUGAGGUGUGAGUGUUGGGAUAACACCUGUGUAAUGAAGAAUCGGAUUUUGGGUUGUAUGCAUCAGGUGUUGAAUAAAUCCUAUGGAAAUUA
This is a messenger RNA of Anneissia japonica, 5464 nucleotides long. RefSeq lists its product as uncharacterized. NCBI's taxonomy places the organism in Eukaryota, Metazoa, Echinodermata, Crinoidea, Comatulida, Comatulidae. The record is from RefSeq and is a predicted model, not a curated record. The transcript has a single exon. The coding region runs from base 426 to 2696 and encodes 756 amino acids.